Messenger RNA from Dendronephthya gigantea, 4412 nucleotides. RefSeq names its product protein FAM184A-like. The transcript is spliced from 29 exons. The coding region runs from base 302 to 4228 and encodes 1308 amino acids. Lineage: Eukaryota; Metazoa; Cnidaria; Anthozoa; Malacalcyonacea; Nephtheidae. The record is from RefSeq and is a predicted model, not a curated record.
GCCAAGUCCAACAUUUAUUGUUUACAAAGGCUUUCAGAUACUGUGCGAUACUCUUUUAAAUUUUAAACAAAACCUGCCAUUUUAAACUUCAUAUGGAGACAGACUUCCUGCACUAUGCUUCUGGUUCACUGCUGGCUGCAACAAGCUUUGAAAAAGGUUCAAAAAAUUGUUGAAUUCAAGUGCAACGUAACGUAAACGAAGCUCACAACUCUGUCAUAGUUUUGCUUGUUUUACAACGGCCUGAAAUCGGAUCACUAUUCAUAUGUGACCAGUUUAUUUGAUGAACUAAUCCAGUAGGAUAAUGUUGUCGUCUACGGAAGCGAGGUACCAAGGUUUUGACAUUGAUGCUAUAUCAGACAUCACUGGGGUCAGCAUCACCAAGAUGGACUAUAUUGAGAAAGACAGUGAAAAUUCAGGUAGUUUCUGCAGUGAUAAUACUGAUGCUCUGCUGAAUGCUUCACUGAAGGACUUUGAAGACAAUGAAUCUGUACUUGAAAGUAUUUCUCAGGUGGGUAGGGAUGUUGAUUUCUACCACAGCCCAGAGAGAAAAAUCCCUACACAAGUAGAAAAACAACAAUGGCAUGUCAAAAAUGAAGUUCACUUUUCUAUGCCUUUCACUUCAUCUGGCCCAAACUAUCCACCACAGGCCUUGUUGACCAGUAAUGAAGGGUCUAAGUUAUUCUAUCCAAAUGAAGGCAAUACAGAUGCUUAUGAAGUACAAAGCAGAAAUUCAAUACAGCAGCCUUCAAACACUUUUGCCCUAGACAGAAAGCAUGAGGAGGGUUUCUACUCAAAAGUUGGGAGUUUGAAGAAUGAUAUCAGUCAUAUACAACAACAGUUUUCACCUGAUUCUGAUACGACUACAAGUGGAAGACAGUCUGUCAUUAAACUUCACACAAGUUUACCAAGCUCCAUGCCUGAUUCUGCAGCGAACAGCAGCAAUUUUGAUCAGAACAGGAAAGUUUAUAUAAAUAGCGAAGAGGGAAACCAGGAAUCACUUGGGAAUGUAAAAAAGGCAGAAAUCCAUCAAACCCAGCAAACAACUGUAAAUGGACCCUUUGCAUGGUGGCAGACAGGAUCAAUGCAGGAUAGCAGUCAAAGGAUGGAGGACAUUAAUGAUCAUCAAGAUAUGGGUACACAAAGGAAUCUCAGGGAUUCUCAUGGUACACCAGGUGCUGGUGAAAGUAGGCAUGACAAUGAGGGACAUUCAGGCACAAACCUAAGGGAUUUUCAUGGUAUGAUUGGUGCAAUAAGGGGUAAUAAUGUGACAGAAAGUGCCCCUGAGGAAAGUCAGGAUGAAGAAAUGCUCCUGGGUCUCAGACAUGAUCGAGAAACUGAUGAGAUCUACGAUGACAAAGUGCGUGAAGGUGCUGAUCUUUUAUCAAAGCUUCUUGGCAAAGACCACAACUCUUCAUUCACUUCCUUCAGUUCAAGAAGCAGUGAGACGAGGCCCAGUUCAUUGAGAGAGAAGACGAGCGUGAACAAGCAAAGAUCACUGGAUUCAUCUCUACACAGUGAACCCAGAUUACCAAGAUCCUCCUCUCCAAAUAAAGCCAUUGAUCAACGCGGCCAGUUGAAAUCAAGCCUCUCAGGUGACCACCUCCCAUUACGUCAUCACAGGUCCCUGGACUCUCUUAAUACCGACACAAGAUUUCAUGAAAAUUUCUCGACCAAGACCGCCGUCGACCCAGCAUCACGCGGUCAUCCCAAGUCUUAUGUCGAUGCUAAGAGAUCUGCGUCUGAUGAUGGAUGUGCGACACAGAAUGUUCAGAGCGCUGGCUCAGAUGUACCAGCAGAUCAUCGUUUAGAGAAAUUGAACUCGUAUUUCGAACAGAAAGCUGUCAAACCUAAAGAAUUGAACUCACACGAAAGAGGAAAUCUUGUCUCACAGUCAGAAAGAACAAGGAAUGAUGGCUUCAACGAUUGCUCUGCUUUGGACGAUAUCGAUCUUAAAAGGCUUGAAUUGGAUGUGGAAGAAAUUCUUUCAAGAAAGAAGAUGGCGACACACGAACUACAAAUGCUGGAUGAGUCUUUGCAGCGAAAUAGAGCUGACAUGAAGUCCUCUGAGAGUUUGGUCGAACAAUACCGCUGGCAAGCUACACAGGCAAGAAGUGACUUAAUGGAUCUUGAGAAAAAGCGCAAUGACUUGCUAGAGGAAUGUUCGUCUUUGGAGGAAACGCUGAAGAGAUCAAAACAGAAAGAAGCAUUCGACAGCGACAAUGUCAUUUUUGGCCGAAGUAAAGACGAGGUUUUCCGAGCGCUUCAAGAGCGGGAAAAGUUCAAACACGACCUCGACUCCAUGCAAGAGACGUUAAAACGGGAACAGAAGAAAGCAAAGGUAGCCCAAGAUGAUCUUCGUGAGAAGAUAGGAAGUUUAGAAGCAGAACUCUGUAAACAGAAGGACGAAUCUGUGAAGAAUUUAGAAGUUAUGAAAGAGCAUGUUAAUAAAGAACGACAAAGGGUUCGCAUCGUACAACAAGAUAAGUUAAACGCCGUGAAUAAGAUUUACGAUGAAAUAAGGGAACAGAAUAGCAAAGAAUCUGAAACAUUAAAAACGCAGUUGCUUCGGGAACGAAAGUCGCAUGUUGAAAUUGUAGAAGAAAAAUUGAAGAGAGAGAUAAGCCAAUGGAAGAGAGCUACCGAGAACGCCGAGAUAAGGAUCAAACAACUCGAAGAAUCGUUAUUUGAAAGAAACGAGGAACUUGACAGAGCGAGGAAGAUUCUGCGGGAAGAAAAACAGAAGAAUUUGGAUCUUGAGAAAAAAUGGCGUUCGCAACUUGAGAACGAACGACAAGAUUAUGUUAUCAAAUUUGAUGAACAGGAAAGAUCUUGGAAAGGUCGGGAGGAGAAACACGCUUCCCAACUGAAGAAUCUUGAAAAUUUGGUUGAAGAGCGGACGACAGAUUUCAGACGAUCUGAGGAGAGAUGCAAAUCACAGACAGAGGAACUACAAAAGAUUAUUGAGAACAAGAAUGAAGAUAUGAAAAUGAUACGAGGUUUAGUGAGGCAACAAGAAGAUGCUACACGCGUGCUUGGAGAACGUCUCAGAAAUGAAGCCAGAGAACAUGUUCGCAAUGCUGUGGAAAAAGAACGACGAUCACUUAACCAAGAGAAAGAAAGGAUUAAACGGAUGAUUGACGAAGAAAAACAAAAUCAUGACAACAUCGUAAAACAGAUGACAGAAGAGUUAGAUAUUGAGAAAGAUCAACAUUCACAAACUAAAGACACGUUAAACAAACUGAAGCAGGAAGGUGACGAAUUACGAAAACAGCUUGUGGAAGUCCAUGGAGAUAGAGUCAACCGCGUGCAAAGAGCGAGGCAUGAAAACGGAGAAGAACUUGGGAAGAUGAACGAAAAACUACUUCAGUUGAAAGUUCAAACAGAGAAACUUGAAAGAAUUGAUGAAGAGAACGCCAAGGAGAUCCACGAGGAAUGUCGUAAGAUUGCGGAGAUGAUCGAUACGCCCCUGGCCUAUAAAACACCUCCAAGGUUCUCAAGCGAAGACAAGACACAAGAGAGCGUAACUAAAGAAGCAUUGGCGCGACUUCGUCUGUGUAAUGAAGAGUUACGUCAACAUCUUUCCGAAAUGAAGAAGCAGAUUUCGGCAAAACAAUCUUCAGAUGAAACAAGUCGAACAAGCAGCGAGUUAGCAGAGCUGAAAAAACGUUUGUCAGGAAAGGAGGAAGAGAUGAAACGACUGCAAAGAAAACACAGCGAAGAAAUGAGCAAGUUGAGAGAUGAAAAGAGGAAGGAACAAUUGUCGUACAAGAAAACAAUCACAAAGCUAGAACAGGAGUUUCAAAAACUUGUCGCAGCCAAGUCACCAGGAACUCCUUAUAAAACGAAGCAGGAUAUCUCACGAAGCACGAUUACGUCAUCAAAUGGCGUAGCUCAUAUCCAUUCCCCCAGCGUGAACGAGGCGUUGUCUCGGUCGGUUGAGAAAUCCAGCAGUGCUGACUUGCUAAAACACUUGCAAGAUCGAGUGAAGAAAUUGAGAGCGGAAAAUGAAAACUUGAAGAAAUCGUCCGACAAAGAAAGCUUCGCCAGAAACUCUCGAAAUCCUGAGAGCGCUCUUUUACAAAGCAAAGGUUUAACCAUAUCACAACUUCGCACUUCAAAGGGUUCUGAUUCAAUAAGUGAAAAUAUCGAACAAGUUUCUCGCAUCCAGAAACUACUAGUCAGCUCUGUUAAGGGAGAUUUGUCUGUUGGCCUAAACAAGAAGGACUGAUGGGAACUGUUUUCAUUUUUUUUGUCACGGUUUUUUUUCAACUUGAUAUUCACAACCUUGACCCCAGGUCAUUCUGCAUCCUAAGAUGCUAGCCCAUGCUGCAUGGCUUAUACCUAUUGCCAUGGAUAAUAAAAACUAUCCCUAACUACUCAUAUUAUUUUUAGUGACAUUAGUGGAACAAGUA